Messenger RNA from Ornithorhynchus anatinus (platypus), 4055 nucleotides. It is a transcript of the gene AGPAT3, whose product is annotated as 1-acylglycerol-3-phosphate O-acyltransferase 3. The record is from RefSeq and is a predicted model, not a curated record. The coding region runs from base 132 to 1262 and encodes 376 amino acids. NCBI's taxonomy places the organism in Eukaryota, Metazoa, Chordata, Mammalia, Monotremata, Ornithorhynchidae. The transcript has 10 exons. Gene Ontology annotation, molecular function: 1-acylglycerol-3-phosphate O-acyltransferase activity. Gene Ontology annotation, cellular component: endomembrane system; endoplasmic reticulum.
UCUGGAGGCCCUGGCCCAGGCUCCUAAAGUUGGAGGAUUCAAGACAAGUUGUGACUGCUGUUCAUACUGACCUUGUGCCUUGGACGCUGGUUCUGAGCGAAGGCCCUUGCACGCGCUCCUGAGUGGCUACCAUGGGCCUCCUUGCAUUCUUGAAGACCCAGUUCAUCGUGCACCUCCUCAUCGGCUUCGUCUUCGUGGUCAGCGGGGUGAUCAUCAACUUCAUCCAGCUGUGGACGCUGGCCCUCUGGCCAAUCAACAAGCAGCUCUACCGCCGAGUUAACUGUCGCCUUUCCUACUCGUUAUGGAGCCAACUAGUGAUGUUGCUGGAAUGGUGGUCGGGCACAGAGUGCACUUUAUUCACGGACCAGGCCACAGUGGACAAGUUUGGGAAGGAGCACGUGGUCAUCAUCCUCAAUCACAACUAUGAAAUCGACUUUCUGUGUGGCUGGACCAUGUGCGAGAGGUUCGGCGUCCUGGGGAGCUCGAAAGUUUUGGCUAAGAAGGAACUGCUCUACGUGCCCCUCAUUGGCUGGACGUGGUACUUUUUAGAGAUUGUUUUCUGCAAGCGGAAAUGGGAAGAGGACAGGCACACUGUGAUCGAGGGGUUGAAACGCCUGUCCGAUUACCCCGAGUAUAUGUGGUUUCUCCUGUACUGUGAAGGGACUCGUUUUACGGAGACAAAACACCGCAUCAGCAUGGAGGUGGCUGAAUCGAAGGGGUUGCCUAAGCUGAAGUAUCACCUGCUGCCUCGAACCAAAGGCUUCACCACGGCCGUCCAGUGUCUCAGGGGGACGGUUGCAGCUGUGUAUGAUGUAACACUAAAUUUCAGAGGAAAUAAGAACCCAUCUUUACUGGGGAUCCUAUAUGGGAAAAAGUACGAGGCAGAUAUGUGUGUCAGGCGAUUUCCACUGGAGGAUAUCCCACUAGAUGAAAAGGAGGCGGCAAAUUGGCUCCAUAAACUUUAUCAAGACAAGGAUGCCUUGCAAGAGAUGUAUAAGCAGAAAGGAGUUUUUCCUGGGGAGCAGAUUAAGCCCACGAGAAGACCGUGGACUCUGCUGAAUUUUCUCAUGUGGGCCACCAUUCUCCUUUCUCCUCUGUUCAACUUCGUGUUUGGUGUCUUCGCGAGCGGUUCUCCCCUGCUGAUCCUUGCAUUCUUGGGGUUCGUCGGAGCAGCUUCUUUUGGAGUCCGCAGACUGAUAGGAGUGACCGAAAUAGAAAAAGGCUCCAGCUACGGAAACCAAGAAUUCAAGAAAAAGGAAUGACUUGAACCUCCUUAAGCAGAUGAUGUUAUCCAGUUCACUUCAUUAAAAAGACAAACCCCCCAAAAACUCUUAGAAACUUUCUUUUUCUUAUUAACUGGUGACUAAUAAUAACAAAACUGGAGCCAAGAGUCAAGCAUUUGGAAGGAUCAAGAGAAGAUCGACAGCAUCCUACCUGUGCACAUCUUAGGAGCAUAUCGGAGUUUGGGGACAAAGUCUGGGUUUGCACAACCGGGGACGUUUGGCUUUGGUGGUGGGAGCUGGGGGUGUCGGACAGGGCGGUAGGUAUUUCUUCCGAUGACCUGUCCCUUAGCGGUUUGCGCCUAAGAAUCCCAUCCUUACACGAGGAGGUACUGGGACACUUCCUCUGUGUUAAGCUCAUCUAGUCCUUGUUUUCACACUGGUUAUUUCAGCCGCUUUUCCCCUCUCUUCUCCCCCAUCAGUGACUCUCCCCGACCCCUCCUGAGAAAAAGGGCCCCAGCUUAAAUGAUCGAACUGGUGUUACUACAGGGGAAGUUGUUGGAAAAAAAGGAUCUAAAUCCCUGUGACCAGAAUCUAACCGGACAAACCCCUUUUUAAUUUUUUUAAAAAGAAUAUCUCCACCCCACCCAGCCCCCAGGCAGUGCCAUUGAGCUCCUGCAAGGCAGACCCCCGAAGGCAACUGUGAUAGAGUUUCCCCCCUACUGAUAAGCACACACUGUCAGAUGGAUUAAGGACCCAUCACUUCAUUUCACCAAGUCCCAGCGUCCGCUCCUGGCUCAGGUUGAUGCCUCGCCAUAGGGGGGUUUUGGUUUAUUUUUCCUUAUUUCCCCAUGAACUCUGUUGUGUAUUUAUGCCUUAGGGCUGUUUUUCUAAAGCGAAUUGUAUCCUUGAGAACUCAAUCUGUGAAAAGACGUUAUCCUCGGUUAUUGUAAGAGUUUAUUUCUCCUUUCCAGGUUGACCCCCAGAGGCCCCAUCCUCAUCUACUGCGGUACCCAGGCCAGGGUUGCCUGUCCCAGCCGGCGUCAACUGGCCUUGUGGGCCAGUUGGAAACUGAUCACCGGUUUGAGGAUUGAGUCAGCUUCUGGCGGUCAGAGAAGGGGGAAAUGGGAGGGGCUCAGCUUCCACAGAGGCUGGAAGGGGAAAGGCGCUGGUCAUGGCUGCUGGAUAUCUCCCUUCCCACUUCCCACUCCCCAACCACGCCCCCAUCCUACCCACAGAGCGCGCCUCCAGGCCGGUUCCUCCCUGGAUUGCGGGUAGGCGAGGUGCAGUGAGCCUUCCUCUUCGCUGGACUGGGUUGUCAUUUUUCAGAGUUAUUUUUCAUUCAAGGAAACGUUCACAAAUGUGCUCCUGCUGCUUUUUUAACCCCUUCUCUCUCCAGGUCUAAACAUGUUUCUGGAGACAGCUGCGUGGGCCGUGGUGGCAGGGCAUCUGCGGAAGGAGGCUCUCAAAGGAACCGCUGACCCACAUUACUCUGUGUCAUGGGAUCAGUCACUAAAGCGUGACUCCCUCAUUCCAACCGGUAGCUAGGGAUGAGUGAAAUAUUUUACCUUGUCGUGUCGUAAAAGUCAACCCCAGGACUCAUCUGUCUCUUCCCUGAAAUGUUUACUCUAGAUUAUAACCUCAAGUGAAAAAUUUUGUGGCAUACUUGUUCUUUGGGUUGGAUUUGUGGUUUAAGUGGUCCUGGAUUGAGAGGUUGGUGCUGGGGAGGAAGAGGGAAGGGGAGAAGAGAGGUGAAUGAAAGGAUUUGGGAUCAUCUCGCAGAUGUCAUUUUUGUUCACUCUUUUGUUGGUAUCAUCCACCUCCAGCUAAACUCUGCACCACUCACCCAACUGUCAGCAGGUUCUCAUGCUACUAGCGGCAGACACCACUAGUUCUUUGCCCCCCAGCCUUCUUUGAAAGAAGGAGUUGAGAGUUUCCUCUGUCGUUGAACCGGGACUGAACGUGGGCAGGAUGAGUUUGUUGUGGGGAAAAACAGGACAAGAAGAUGAGGGAAGAGUGGGAGGAGAAGGGAGAAUGGAAAAACUGAAUAGAAAACAUGUUGCAAUGCUUGUAAUCUUGCUUUCCACUGAAGAUAUGAACCUCUUUACUUGAUUUUUGGUUGGUAAUUAGGCAGGGGAGGGGAGAGACAGCAUGAGGAGUAAUAAAGGCACAUUAUCAUUGGCCAAUUCUCUUCUCUCUGACUUGGGAGCGGUCAUUUGAGAUUGGUCGGCCCCCACCUGAACUCAAAAAUGGGUCUCUGUCUCUAAGACUUCACCCCCUACUUUCGGAGAGCAUGUUCAGCCCUCUCGUCCAUACCAAUAAUCAUGUGAACGGUGAGUGAACGGAUCAUGCCCGGCAAAAGCGGGGAGACGCUUUUAGAUUUGGUUAUGUUUUCUGGUGUCAAAGUAUACUGAUUUUGUUUAUGUGUGUUUUGAGAGUGCGCAUUUCUACCAUUCUUAACUGACAGCUGGAAAGAAUGGAAGGAAAUAGCCAACAAAGCCAGUGAAAUGGAGAACCCUUACAGGGUACCUUUAUUAUCACAUGGAAAAUGCAAAACUAGUUGUCACGCUCCCCCCACCCCCGGAAUUGACCUUUCCAUUUCUCUCUUCAGAUGGGUUGUUUUCGUAUUUCUGUUUUCAAUUAUCCUCUGUAUAAAUUUACACUAAUUAGAUGCCAUAAAUGACUAAUGAAGACCGGGAGGUCGAGUGAGAGAUUGAAACAGUGGGAGUAGGUUUUCUCUCUUCCCCCAAUUUCCUUCUGAUAGAAUAGAACGCAGCCUGUACGUCUGACUCCCAAGCCCUCCGAGAGCAAUAAUAAACUGUAUCAUGAAAUUCA